GAUGGAACUCUCAGUAUAGUAGCUGCUCUCGCCAUUUUAACAUAAAACAUAAUGAAAUUAAACAGUAACCAUGCAGCAAUGCAGGAAAUCCACCUCAAGACUGGUCAUUUCCUCUUCAUAGAGAACCGUGACAAAUUGCAUUAUUCAUUGUCACCUUUAUUUCUUUGCUUGUGCGUCCUUUGCUGCCGUGCAUCGUCCAGAGGAGUCACUGAUGCGUGUCCUUACGUCACGGCGGUCUCACGGUCACUCCGGGCAUCAAAUGACAAUUACAUUGCUGGUAGAACAUCCCGCGAAUGUCAAAAGUUGUGAAUUUCAUUCAUGGGGAAGGAUUCCAUUCAUAAAAUGUGGGCACUCGAUGAUGUGUACGGUAUAGAGGUGUGAAAUACGCAAAUGUACGUAAACAAGCACACCACUUUAUGGUCAGCUAGGGUAUAAAAGAAAACAACGUCUUAUACCAGACAAACAAUCCGACUCGUAAGACAAUCAGUCACAAUCUUAAUACAAACCCAGCAGUUCUACAACAGAAGAUGCAGUUAGUCAUUGUAUUUUUCGCAUUUCUACAAAUUACAAGCGCGUUGGUGAUCAAGGUCCGACCCGCUCGGGUCAGAGGUCAAGUCAGGAUGCGAAGGCCGCCACUUGGUCCAUUUCCCAUGAGGUUCGUUCCGUUAGCCGGCGCGGGUUUCAGAAGACCGCGUCCCACGAUCAGACCGAGGACCCACAUCCAUGUCCCCUUCAAUGGCCGACAGUUCGAACACACCCAUGCCAAUGGUGACGUCGCUCACGGACAUAACUUUGGGUUUCCCGCAGGAAUCUACCCGGAACACGGAGUUGGGUGGGAUAUUCCCGAAUUUUUCAGGGAUUCAAACACGUGGGCCAUAUUCGACAAGGUCAAUCCGGACUCUGUUUUUGUCCAAGAUGACGAAGUUCCUGUCUACCAACCCGACAACAUCCCCUACAACAUCCCUGACGUCAUGACGUCAAACGACGGUGCCAUGUUUCCGGAUAGCAUCGUUCCGUCAGAUGUUGAGGUCCCAAUGAUAACAUCGGAGUUUCUCCCUACGUCAAACAAACGUGGGGAACCCGCCAUUACAAGACCUCUUACACCAAUUGUAAAAGGAAACACUAAUGACUCGAUAAUACCCAAAACAAACGGGACAGACAACUCGACGAACGUGAAUAAGGGCUGGAAUAACCCAGGAUCUCCCCCCUCCACAGACAAAACAGUAAUUAUUGUAGAGAAAACGACACGAGAGCCAUCAUGUCAUAAAACAGGAUGUCUCACUGGCCACGAAUGUGUCUUUUCAAACUCUUACAUCUGUCCCAUUUAUAUACCGGAAGUGGACUGUAAAUGCAGAGCAGGUUGUAGAGUGGAUUACACCUUUAUACCAUACGGAACAACAGUUACUAUGGAUACCUGUGGAAACACCUGUUCUUGUUUCAACAUGUAUGGAGCUGCGUCUUGUUCUAAGAAGUCUUGCACCGAAAACAUCCAGAAGCUACCAUCUACAAGUCAAACACCGGAAGGAGUUACCAUGCCUACCAAACAGACGCCAUUACCGACCCAGAUGUCAUUGGACAUUACAACAACAGGCCAUCUCGAGAUCAACCAACCAAAAAACAGCAUUCAAAUGAACUUCCCCGUCAUCCCUAUAUCCUCAACAGCUCCAGCGGCAGCCAAUUAGAUGCUCAACUUAUCUUGAAUAUUUAUUUAUCUUUAUCAAGAGAAAUCCGUUUUAAUCGAAUGUUUUUGUGCUUUAAUAUGAAAUCCAUUGAAAUAAAUUUAAUCCUUCAAAUUAU
Molecule: messenger RNA, 1797 nt
Organism: Magallana angulata
Lineage: Eukaryota; Metazoa; Mollusca; Bivalvia; Ostreida; Ostreidae
Exons: 3
Coding region: 528-1682 (384 amino acids)
Source: RefSeq, a predicted model, not a curated record